CGCGCGCUUUCUCCACGACCACGCAAGACCACCAGAAGACCAACACUGCCUCCUCCACAAGCCAUGAGAGGGGCGACGACCACGGCUGUGGUGAUGCUGCUGGUGAUGCUGCUGGUGGUUGUUUCCAUCGUGGCAGCCACGCCUGCAAGCAUUUCUAGCAUCUCAGCCGCAACUCGCACUGAACCACCCACGCAAGAAGGACAAGACAACCAGUUGUGCUUGGAGGUACACGGGACACUGGACAGCAUGGUGCGCAUCCUGAAGGCGUACAGCGUGCCAUUCUUCUCUGGACACAGUGAUCGCAGUGGCAGCAACAAUGACGCAACAACUGCAAAUGCAACCAAGGAAGACACGCCACUCACGCCACUCAGUGUUGACCUAUCCCCGAUUCACCGCAUGAUGGCUGCACUUGGGUGCGACGAUCGCAAUGAGGACAGCAGCAAAGACGAACAACUUCAAGAAGAGCACGGGACACCAUCCGCUCCACUGUUCACAACUUCCACUCCGCACGAUUUGUAUUGUAGUGCUGUCUCACUACACCGACAGCUACAGUGGCAGCACAGGCGAGUGCGAAGGAAUGACAAUGGUAUUGGGCAAUGCACGCUGGCAGGCGUGAUUGAUGGAUCAUGCUUUGGUGCAGACAACAAAAGAAGGCUCACCAUCACUGUUUUUGAGGACGACCAUGUGGAUGACAGCACCAGUGCAAGAAACCUCAGAAUCAUUUCUCGCGACGUGCGUCAGCUGACAGUGACCGGACACGUUCAAGAAGCGACGCUGAAAUGGAUUAUCAACAAUGGAAGAUGGGUUGCGUGCACUCACGUCAUAGUUGAAGGCGUCCAGUUUCCAACAUUCCAGUUAAGCAUGCUCGACGAGCUCAGACUAGGUCUCAACACGAUCAUCAUCCGCAACAGCGAGGUGCUGCGUGAAGUGAACGCAAGCGGCUUUGAGAACGCGCAAAGAAUCACGGCAUUCCACGUCACCAAUUCGUCUUUGAGCGCUGUGCCAGAUGUUUCAUCUAUGAAGGCGCUGGAGACUCUCAACGUGAUCCAAAACCGUGUUCGCCAGGUGCGCAAGGGCGUUUUCAUGGGGCUGACGGCACUUCAGCGGCUGUUUCUCCACAACAACGCCAUCUCUCACAUGGAGCCGGGGGCAUUUGAUGACCUGACUGCUCUGGACAAGCUGAUCCUUGCUUUUAACGACAUCAGCAUCAUCCCUUCCGGCUUGUUUCAUCAACUCGCAAGUCUCACAUUGUUGCAGCUGCAAGUAAAUCCAAUCACGAAGCUUGACGCCGACGCAUUCACUGGGCUAACCAUGCUGGAUCGCCUUGCGCUGGAGAACGCCCUCCUCACAAGCUUGCCGCCGACACUAUUCCGAAGCACAACCCGUCUCACCGCGCUUGGACUGGCCCACAACCGCCUCACGUCUCUGCCCGAGACCAUCUUUUCUGGUCUGUCGUCGUUGGAUCUCCUGCAACUCUUCACCAACCGAAUCACGUCCUUGCCAGGGGCCGUGUUCAACGACUUAGCAGCAUUGACAGAAUUGUACAUUCGGGACAACGCCUUGACGGCAUUGCCCGACAAUCUCCUUGCGUUCAACACGCGACUCAUCAAGUUCUAUUGCAACAACAAUGUCCUCACGACCGUCCCAACAAGCCUCCUCGCGAACAACCACGAGCUGAAAGAAGUGUCCUUCGCCAACAACGCUCUUCGAUCAAUCAACAGUGUCCUGACAAUGGCAUCCUCGUCGUCUCUGCAACUCCUUGACCUCAGCAACAAUCCGAUCCAGGAGCUGCCCAACGCCACUCUCACCCCUGCACUUGAAACCCUCCGUCUGCAGAACCACGAGAUCAGACGCAUGGAUCUCACUCUACUACUGCAGACACACAACCUCAGUGUUCUCGAGCUUGGGGCAGCGGCGCAAGUGCAGUCUGUGGCAGUGUCGAGCAACAUCAACAGUACCAGCAUUGCGCCAUUGACGACACUUCGCCUUGAAAAUGUGGAUAUCGGCGCAGUGAUUCACUCCCUCGAGCGGCUUCCAAACCUGAACCUCGAUACGCUGCACAUUGGCUGGCCAGGUGCCAGCGAACUGACGCUCGCAAUCACCGAGUUGUGCAGACUGUUCGCAAGCAGCGUGCGAGAGCUUCGCAUCGCCAACGCAGAAUACCAAGUCAUCCACCUAUGCCCCAACAAGACGUUCGAAACGGUUCUCCUCAACGACAACAGGCAUCUUCGGUCUGUCAUCGUCGAAUCCCCUUUGCAGGAGCUGAAUGUGUCGGGUUGCACCCAGCUCACCUCCAUUGACGCGCCUCCAAUUGAAAUUCUCGACAUCAGUCACACUCAAGUUCCACCCAAGCAUCCGUUGUGCACGCAGUGGGGACGGCGUUUUCUCUUUGCGCGGAACAUGGGUGGGGUCGCUGGCACACAAGAAGCCACGAUGAUGGUCAAAAACUGUUUGGAGCAAGUGGAUGUGCUGGAUCUUUCAGGAAACGUGUGGCUCAACAGCCCACAAGAGAUCAACCCUGUUGUGGAGAGAACGGUUGUCUUGGCAGAUGAGGAGUUCACUUUUCCCGACUUUGUCACCCUCCCAAACCGGCCUCUUCCGCCGAUUUUUCAACUGACUGGUGCGCCAAUUGUUUGCGUGCUGCAGUUCUCCAGCCAGGACCUCCGCCCCCGCAGCGAUCCAUCCUUGCUGACGACAGAGGUUAUGUUCUCCUUCUCCUGUGACUGCGCACAAGGCCAUGAGAGGAGCGGUGGUGUGUGCCGGGGGGUUUCGCUCGAUGUGACCGUUGUGGCUGCAGGCUCUGUGCUGGGCGGCUUGUUCAUCCUCGUCCCUGUUGUCCUGUGGCUCUACCGCCGCUACUGGCGCUCCCACAAGAGCGCAAGCCUUCAUCAGCAGCUGCUUGUGGAACGGGAUGAGGAAGUAAUGGCGCUGAAGAAAGCAUGGGAGAUUGAGUUCGAUGAGCUGAGGAUGACCAAGCGUGUUGCUGCGGGUGCGUUUGGUACGGUGUACAAGGCAGAAUGGGACACGGUGACGGUGGCAGUGAAAGUGCUGCAGCAAGCGGUCAUGGCAUUUGACGAGAGCACGGUGCUGGAAUUUGAGAAGGAGGUGGAGUUCUUGCAGCGGACAAGGCAUCCGCACGUGGUGCGGUUCUUUGGCGCUGGUACUGGUCCAAACGGCAGCCCGUUCCUGGUGCUGGAGUUUGUGGCGAUGGGAUCACUGAAAGACCUGUUGGGCAAGAACAUGGGGCAGGUGUUGGCGGAGGUGAGAGAAGACAGUGAGGGCGGGAGUGACACGGAUCCGGAGGUGAUGAUAGCUGACGUGGGCGAUGAGCUGACAUUGGUCAACACGCCUGCUAACGGCGGCAAGGCGGCAAGCAGCGAGCUCACGGUUUGGGGCUUGAAGCUGCGGCUGCUCCGCGACGUUGCAAGUGGCAUGGCUUUUAUCCACAGCCUCGACCAGAUGCACCGAGAUCUGAAGAGUGGAAAUGUGCUGGUGUCGGCUCGGUUGCGUGCCAAGAUUACGGACUUCGGAUCCAUUCGCCAGUGCUUCACGCGUGGUGGUGGCAGUAGCAGAACACAAACCGCCCACAAUCGUUUGUCAUCCAGUUAUGACGAUGAUCCGGAGUACAGCCAGCAAGCUGGACUGCAGACGAUGACGAGCAUGACGCUGACGGCUGGUGUGGGCACGCCGCUGUACAUGGCACCCGAGGCACUGACGGGCGACAAAUACAGCUUUGAGGCUGACAUCUUCAGCUUUGGCGUGCUGAUGUGGGAGGUGGCGACGCAGCGUGUGCCUGAUUUGAUUGAGCAGGAAAAGGGGAGCGGGUAUCGGGGACCGAUCCUCGCCACACUCUUCAACCUGAUGGCAGAUGGGAAACGGCUCACGUUUGAAGAUGAUGAACAAGAUGCCAUUCCCGAGUGGUUCCAGUCGCUGACGUACAAGUGCAUGGCGCAGAACGCGCGUGAACGCCCAUCCUUUGGAGAGCUCAAGGAUCACCACCUUGCAUGA
Molecule: messenger RNA, 4008 nt
Organism: Salpingoeca rosetta
Lineage: Eukaryota; Choanoflagellata; Craspedida; Salpingoecidae
Product: TKL protein kinase
Exons: 5
Coding region: 64-4008 (1314 amino acids)
Biological process (GO): protein phosphorylation
Molecular function (GO): protein binding; ATP binding; protein kinase activity
Source: RefSeq, a predicted model, not a curated record